This is a messenger RNA of Solanum stenotomum, 557 nucleotides long. Its product is annotated as protein STIG1. The transcript has a single exon. Bases 17 to 460 code for a protein of 147 amino acids. NCBI's taxonomy places the organism in Eukaryota, Viridiplantae, Streptophyta, Magnoliopsida, Solanales, Solanaceae. The record is from RefSeq and is a predicted model, not a curated record.
ACCACAAGAGUCAAUAAUGGAUCUUAUCAUCCUUCUCAUCGGCAUCCUUGCUCUUUCUUGCAAACCAAUUACCAUAAUAUCCGGAUCUGUGACAAACCAUAGAUAUUCAACUACAAACUCUUACACCAACGUUGCUCUUUCUGCACGAAAAGUUGUAUUUCCUCCUCCCACACAGCUAGGAAAAUACACGAGCACAGAUAAUUCUAAUGACGAUGACUUGAUCUGCAAAACUUGCAAGAGACUAUCAGGACAUCGUACAUGUUGUUUCAACUACUUUUGUGUUGAUUUGUUCACCAACAGGUUCAACUGUGGCUCCUGUGGCCUCGUCUGUAUCGUUGGAACAAGAUGCUGCGGUGGGAUCUGUGUGGACAUUAAGAAAGACAACGGAAAUUGUGGCAAGUGUUAUAAUGUAUGCUCUCCUGGUCAGAACUGUUCAUUUGGCCUUUGUGUCUAUGCCUAAUUAACUGUAUUUCUCUAUCUCUAGCAAUAACCAAUUCCCCCGUCCCCCGGGUGAAAUGUUACAUCUUGUUCAAGUUUUCUAGUUAGAUAACUAAUUU